AUGCUGAGCUGCCGCGCCUGUUCCCGGCGAUAUGUACAGGCUCUCGACGUGCUGAAUGCCCGUGUUCUUCCCCGCCCUCGCGGUCAAGCUGGCAGGCCAACCGUAGCCCACAAUGGACUCAGACUUCUCUCUACAGGCCAAGGCGGCCGCAACCAUGUAGACGACGCCGAAGAUGAUGGACCACGGCCCAAAGAGGACCGAUGGAAGGGAUCAAACGUUGCUGCCAACAUAGCGAGAAGGGAGCAUGCCGCACUCAGGAAGUCGACCCAGCGACUUACACGAGACGAGACGCCCAACCUUGCGAGGCUGGGUCCCCGCGAUCCGCGCAUACCAGAGAAAGACUGGAAUCGGAGGAAGAGGGAACUGCGAUAUCUGCAGGACCCUCUGGAGUUGGCCACAUUUGUUUCCAAGGAACUGCGCAAAGAUCGAGUCGAGGAGAUGUUGCAGCUGGUCAUCAUGGCGAGCCAUUCCAUGGAGUGCAUUGUGAGCUGGAAUCACAUUAUCGACUAUUACCUCAGCAAAGAGAGGAUCAAAGACGCGAUCAAGGUGUAUAAUGACAUGAAGAAGCGUGCACAAUUUCCAGAUGCCUACACUUACACCAUCCUUCUGCGAGGACUCUCCGAAAAUGCACACUUGUCUGGUGCUCUCAGCAAUGCCCUUUCCAUAUACCACUCGCUCUUCGCGCCCAAUUCACGAGUCCAGCCUUCAAUUAUACACACAAAUGCUGCCCUACGAGUAUGCGCAAGAGCGCUUGAUAUGGAUGCGCUGUGGGGCAUUGCAGGCAAAAUACCUGAAAAUGGUCCUGCGGCGGCAAACGCAAAGACAUAUGACACCAUCAUCAACGCUCUCAGGCAGAGUCUGUUGCUCAAUGGACCCAAAGGCGAGACAGCAGAGCAAGCCGCGACCAGGAAAGACCGUGGGAUUGUCGAGGCGCGCCGGCUGUGGGAGGGCAUCGUAAGUCGAUGGAGACGCGCCGAGUUGAUCAUUGAUGAGCAGCUCGUUUGUGCCAUGGGCCGUCUGCUGCUUGCUGGUAGCCGACCACGAGACUGGGAUGACGUUCUGUCGCUCGUUGAACAGACCAUGGAUAUUCCACGUUUCGUGCCGCGACUGGGAACGGAAGAACGAAAAUUUGCAGGAAUCCCACGCCUUCGAGCACCCAAUGUGCCUAGCGAGCUCCGGUUUGAUGAUGAUCAUCUUUCGCCCGAUAGCAAGGGGAUGCGAGGUGACGAGUUUCUCGCAAUCCAGCCGGAAGGUUUGAGUGGAAUAGUACCGAAUUCCUUGUCAUACGUCCGACCAGGCAAUCAAACCCUUACCCUUGUUCAAGAGGCAUGUCUGAAGACUGUGGCAAGCAAGGCCUCUCAAGAAUAUUGGGACACACUGACCGACCCUGGCACUUACCAUGUGGUACCUGACCUCGUCAGUUUUCACAUGCGCCUGCGCAAUAUACGUCAGGCACGAGCAUCGGCCCAAGCAGUCCAGCUGCUCAAAGAGCAGAUGAUCGCUCAAGGCAUAAAACCUCGACCAGCUACCUACCGAAUUGCAAUGAGCUCCUGUGUCCGUGAUAAAAACAACCACAACUCGAUGAGUCAUGCUACUCAGAUUCUGAACAUGAUGUUGGAGCUUCAGGAAGACGUGGAUGUCAAGACUACUAGCAUGUUUGCCGAAUUAGCUGUGACGUUCCCGCUCGCCAAAGCAUCAGAUCUCGUGGAUGCACUUACGAUUCUCCACCCCAUUGUACAGAACAUUCGCCUACAACUCAGUGUGGGCGGUCAAAUGCUUGGUAAGGAAGGGGUAGGUGCAGUAUACCUCACGGGCAUGGAACGACAAGAUGCGAUUACCGCACUGCGCAAGGUCCAUGGUGUGUACGAUCGAUUACUCUCCUCCAAUCUGAUCGAGGAGGGUCAGAAGGCGCCUUUUAAAGCGGAGAAAGCAAGACUUUCAGCCUUCAUCAGGAGAGUCAUGUACAAGGAUGGGAGCCAUCCAUCCCCGACAUCGAAAGCCGCGCUUGAUCGGGAACUGGGACCCGAGGAUACGAGUGAGCAUUCGAACCUGGCAGAUGGUGCGGAUGAUGAUGGAGAGAAGAAGACUGGGGGCUCUGAUCGUAAGGACUUGGAGCAGCCUGGGCCGCAGAGUUUUUGGCGGCCCAAUAAACCUGCUCGUUGGCGGGUGAAGCAGGAGGAGGUACAAUAG
Molecule: messenger RNA, 2190 nt
Organism: Plenodomus lingam JN3
Lineage: Eukaryota; Fungi; Ascomycota; Dothideomycetes; Pleosporales; Leptosphaeriaceae
Molecular function (GO): mRNA binding; protein binding
Source: RefSeq, a predicted model, not a curated record